AUGCGCACCAUCUAUUCGUCUACCUUCGCACCCAGUUUCAAAGACCAGGCCGGGAAACCCGACUUGGGAGAGGAGCUAUCCGAUGCACUCGAAUCCGACUUCGACUUUAUGGGCAAGCAUUACUUUGCACGUGCCUACCCCGACUACGAAAUGUUCGAAUACAAGUAUGGCGAAUGGAACUACGGGUGGGAAGUCACUAUCGAUUUCGGUCCAGGGACCGAUGUCGAUGGAUCUACCAAGUCCUAUGUUCUAGAUUUCCCUCUUUAUGAGUACAAGGUUUUAUGCGCCCUGGAGCGCGCGUUUCGGUCGCACUUUGGUAGGGGAGACAAGAAGGUCGUCGAUACGAAGGUUAGGGAUACAUGGGAGAUCGACGGCUCCAAGGUCAAGCUGAACGAUCGGUUUCUCGAGUGGAUCGAGUACAAGGUGUUGACGGAUGUGUGGAAGGGCCUGGGAGUUGCGACGCCAUCGACGAAGCCGCGAUGCGAACUCUACAAGUUGCUUAUCUAUAAACCAGGCGGACACUUCCAUGCUCACCAAGACACCCAGAAGGCCGAGGGUAUGUUCGCGACUGUCAUCGUCCUGCUCCCCUCGAAGUACGAAGGGGGUGAAGUGAUAAUCACGCAUUCCGGGAAGACCGAUAUCAUCGACUUCCCACACGACUCGCAAAAGGGCAUGGCCAUCAUGGCCUGGUACACCGACGUCCUCCACGAAAUCAAACCCAUCACCUCAGGCUAUCGCGUCGCACUCUCGUUCAACCUCAUCCACACCUCCCCCAACGUCCCCACCCCCACUUUGAAGGUCCCCACACAGCUCACAGAAGACGACAAGACCGCAAAACUGCAGGCCGUACUCGAGAAAUGGGCGAGAGAUGGGUUUCCCAAGAAGGAGAUAUUCCAUGCGGGAAAGGGCUAUCACCGCUCCGCCGCAAACCCGCCGCCAUUCUUUGCGUACAUCCUUCAGCACACGUACAGCCAGCGCGAUCUUGCCGGUGGGAUGUCGUGUCUCAAAGGCCAGGACGCGCACAAGAUCGCACUUCUCCUCUCCCUCGCCAAUGAGCUCGGCUUCAAACUCGCCUUUGCAAACCUCGACAUCAAGGUCAGGGGUCUUGCGGAUGAUUACGAGAGAUACCAGGUAUACUGGGGGAAAAUCCGGCAGGAGAAAGAGAGGGAGAGAAAACGCAGACGCGAGGCUGGCGAGGAGGUGAACAGUGACAAAGAGGUGCCGGAAGAUGACGAAGACGGUGAAGAAAAGCGCUGGCACGGCCCUGUCUCCUUCUAUUCUCUGCUGGAAACCGACUACAUUCUCUCCAAUGUUGUCGAUCAAGAUGGUAAGACCUUUUUCGUGGAAGAUGGUAAGGAGGAUGAGGGAGAAGAAGGAGAAGUGAGGUCGAAGACUCUUAAACUGGGCGAUUACCAUGUCAUCCCGAGGGAGUCCGUUAAGGAUGAGGAACCUACUGAGGAGUAUUACAACCCAGGAUACAUGGGAAACGACCCCGGAGACUUGACCCACUGGUAUCACCGUGCCGUUGUCAUCAUCUACCUUCAGCGCGACGAAGAAGCCGUUAAGACCGAGUUAAGGGGAGAGCGUAGAUGA
Molecule: messenger RNA, 1593 nt
Organism: Coprinopsis cinerea okayama7#130
Lineage: Eukaryota; Fungi; Basidiomycota; Agaricomycetes; Agaricales; Psathyrellaceae
Product: 2OG-Fe(II) oxygenase
Exons: 6
Coding region: 1-1593 (530 amino acids)
Source: RefSeq, a predicted model, not a curated record